This is a messenger RNA of Letharia columbiana, 702 nucleotides long. RefSeq lists its product as uncharacterized. The record is from RefSeq and is a predicted model, not a curated record. Lineage: Eukaryota; Fungi; Ascomycota; Lecanoromycetes; Lecanorales; Parmeliaceae. The transcript has 2 exons. Bases 1 to 702 code for a protein of 233 amino acids.
AUGCUGUUUGACCUUCUACCCGCCCUGAGGGCUGCUAAUCGAGCGCGCUGUGUCGGCCAAGGUGAUGGAUCACUCUCGUAUAAUGAGCAAUAUUUCGCCAAUGCAAAUGGACAGCUCAACGAUGCAGAUGAGAUACUGAAAAAGGUUGACGAGGCUGCCAAGGAGAAGGAGGGGCCUGCCUACACUCUGAGGCUCCAACAGGAAAGAGAGUGCCUGGAACGCGUCCACCUGGACUGCAAGAGCGGAAGGGAUAUUGAUGGAGAAGUCUUAAAGGAGAUACAAUGGGAACAGAUCGAGCUUGACGUGAACCUCUCUUUGUUCCUUGCCAGGAGCAACGACGCCGCACUUCGCCUCAAGAGACCGAAAUUCAAGAACAAAGUCCGAAGGGAAGAUCAUCAGGACAGAGAGCGCGCUGAGAUUCUCAUCUCCAUCCUGCGCGACACAGACAGAGGUUUGAAGGACCUCUUGCACGGAAAUGGUCAGAUAGUGAAAGGCUCUGAGUCACCACCCAGGCAUAUCUUGCGUUAUUUAUUGAUACCUCGAGGUGUCCGGGCUAGUAAUCUCAGAUCGCUUGCGUCCUCACCUGCAGAGGAUGAUGAGGAUUCAACUGGUGCGGGAGAAAAAGGAGACAUUGGGAUAGCGAAGGCCAUCGUCGAGUCUUCAGACCUCUUCCAUCUGGCGUUCCGCAUCAUAUAUUGGUAG